Messenger RNA from Fusarium proliferatum ET1, 1188 nucleotides. RefSeq lists its product as uncharacterized. Bases 1 to 1188 code for a protein of 395 amino acids. The transcript has 2 exons. NCBI's taxonomy places the organism in Eukaryota, Fungi, Ascomycota, Sordariomycetes, Hypocreales, Nectriaceae. The record is from RefSeq and is a predicted model, not a curated record.
AUGUCUGAUUCAAAGCACGAAGACGUCGAAAAGACCAGCAAUGGCGAGGAACAGGCUGCAACUGGUGAGAAGCACCAGAUUCAGCAUGACUCUCCCGAUGCGAAGCGUACCAAGAAAGAGGCUGGCCAGACGACUCUUGAUGAUGUGGUGGUCAUUUCGGAUGAUUCUAAGGAUAAUGACAGCACUGCGGAAAAGGAAGAUGACUCCGAGGCCAAGUCUGACAAGGAGGAAAUCAAUGGCAAAGACUCCCAGUCAGAUGACAAGAAAGAGGUCGACGGCAAAGAAUCUGAGACAAAUGGAAAGCAGGAGACAAACGGCAAAGAUGCUGUCAAGCCGUCCGAGGAACCUGAUGUCCCCUCAAGCAUCCUCGAAAAAGGCAUCAUCUACUUCUUCAUCCGCGGUCGCGUGAAUCUCGAAGACCCCGAGAGCGUUGAUGACAUCGCACGUUCCUUCAUCAUGCUUCGACCCAUCGCAAAAGACGCUCGUCUCGGCGAUGGUCCCAUUGCUGACUCCGGAAACACUCGCAUCCUUGCUCUUCCCAAGAAGACCCUCCCCGAAAGUGGAAAAGAGCGAUACAUGGUAUUCGUCGAAAAGUCUGGCGCCUCAUAUGACGAGAUCAAGAAGGAGUUCUUGUCCGCAGACGAGUAUGAAACCAAGACUGCUGGUACACGUCGUACACCACCUGCUAAGCCUGUUGGUGAGGGUGUGUAUGCUAUCACGUCGACUGGCCGAGAGAGUCAUUUGGCUUAUUUGACGACGUUGCCUGAGAAGCUUGAGGAGGUUCAGAAGGAGUUGGGACUGAAGGAGAAGGGAAGCUUCAUUAUCAGCACCAAGAACCCUCAGUAUCCAGGACCUCAAAACACUCAAUUGCCUGAGGGGCCCGACUUUCCAAAAGAAAUCAUUGAUGAGUUCCGCUCUCUGCGCUGGCUUCCAUCUAAGCCAUCUCACUUUGACUACCCCAACGCCCAGAUCCUUCUCAUCGGCGAAUCAGAUGGUAUUGAGAAGGCUGUUGAGCCCCAGAAGAAGGACCAGAAGGACGGAAAGGAGGAGCCCGAGACGGUGCUUGAACAUCUUGAGGAUGAUGAUGUGAAGCGCAUGAAGCAUCUUGCUGAUGACCAGUCUGCAGCUAUCUAUGCCGACUUGCAUGUUCAGGCCAAGGAUUAUCCCAAGAUGCAGACGACAUUCUAA